AGUAAUUUUCUUAAAACACAUUGUCUAAAAACAAGCCAAAUUUCAAGAGAAGCUAACAAGAAAUAAUGGAAAUCAACAAGUAUAUUUUAUUUUCACUUUCGCUAGUCUUGAUUUUAGGCAAUAUUGUGGAGAGCUUCGAUUACCUUGAGAAAGAACUUGAAUCGGAGCAGGGAUUGCAGGGGAUGUACGAUAGGUGGAGGAGCGAGCAUAAAGUGCAGGCAAAAAGUCCUGAACGGUUCAACGUGUUCAAGUACAACGUGCAACGUGUUCAUGCCUCAAACAAGCAAAACAAAACAUAUAAGUCACAGUUGAACCAGUUUGCUGACUUGACUCAUCAUGAGAUGCUUAAAACCUACACCUCAAACAUAGAGCAUCAUUUGGCUCUUAGAGGACCUCAAGGUCCCAUCAAAGGUGCCCCUCCAGUUGCACCGCCGGCGAAUGAUUUCCCAAAAGAGUUUGAUUGGAGGAAUUAUGGCGCCGUCAACCCUGCCCAGAAUCAAGGACAAUGCGGAAGUUGCUGGGCUUUUGCAGCCACUGGUGCAGUAGAAGGAAUAAACGCUAUCAGAACUGGUCAACUAAUACGAGUAUCAGAACAGCAACUUCUUGACUGUGAUAAUGAUGGAAGAAAUAAUGCAUGUGAUGGAGGUCUACCAUGUGAAGCAUUCACAUUCAUCAAAGAACAUGGAGGUAUAGCAACCGCGGAGAGUUAUCCUUAUGUAGGUAAAAGAGAAGUAUGUUGUACGGCGAAGUUUGGACAUCACUCGGUAACCCUUGAUGGGAUGGAGAUAGUCCCUGGACAUGAUGAGUGCGCAUUGAUGAAAGCAGUUCAACAGCAGCCUGUAAAUUUUGCCAUGGAUGCUUCGGGUGAUUUCUUUUUCUAUAAAGAGGGAGUGUUCACUGGAGCAUGUAGUACCAAUUACAAUCAUGCUAUGUUACUUGUCGGAUGGGGUGAGACACCGGAAGGACAAAAGUACUGGAUAGUCAAGAACUCGUGGGGAGAAGGAUGGGGAGAGAAGGGAUUCAUUCGUAUGGUACGAACUGGAGACACAAUGGGAGUAUGUGGUAUGUACCAAUAUGCUACCAUUCCUUUGAAAAGCCCAGAAACCAAAAAUAUUGAACUCUAGAUC
This is a messenger RNA of Erigeron canadensis, 1127 nucleotides long. RefSeq names its product cysteine protease Amb a 11.0101-like. The coding region runs from base 66 to 1124 and encodes 352 amino acids. Gene Ontology annotation, cellular component: lysosome. The transcript has 4 exons. The record is from RefSeq and is a predicted model, not a curated record. Gene Ontology annotation, molecular function: cysteine-type endopeptidase activity. Lineage: Eukaryota; Viridiplantae; Streptophyta; Magnoliopsida; Asterales; Asteraceae.